CUUUUUAAAUCCUUUCUCUGGACAAAUCAGCCAAAAAUUCAUUUAUUGCAAAAAUUUUCCUCCUAGCUAACUCCCUGACAAGCCCUAAUUUUGACGAGUUGAUAGUUUUAUUUUCUGCUUUAAAUUUUUUUUCUUUUAUUCAGGAUCAAAAUUUCAAUUAGAAUAACAAUAUGAUUUAUCCAACAUGACCACUGAGACUGAAAGUUAAAAUAUUUUUUUGUCACAUUAAGUUAUCAAUAUGGAUCUUAAAAAGACUCCUAAUAAAGAGAAGGCACGAUUAUCAAGGAUAUACUUUAUGGGCGGUUUUGCAUUUCUGCCUUUUUUGUGGUUAGUCAACACAGUUUGGUUUUUCCAGGAAGCUUUUUUCAAGGAAGCUUACGAAGAACAGAAAGAGAUUCGAAAAAAUGUUUUACGUUCACUGCUCGGAACACUUGUGUGGAUUGGUGGGUUAACAGCAUGGAUUUAUAUGUUUCAGACAAACCGGGCUUCAUGGGGUGAACUGGGGGAUAAAUUGUCGUUUUUGAUACCUUUAGGUGAACCGUAGUAUUUUACUGUAAAUAUAUUAAAAUUUUAUAAUGUGUAUAAAAGUUUGAUGAAUUGUAGCAGGAAGGAUUGGGUUGUAAUUUUUGUGUAUUUUUGGUGAAUUCAAAGUUAUUUUGUGAAAUCAAUAUUCAAUGGUUGAAUUUGUCAUAAUUUGCCAAGACAGAACCUUAUAAGGUAAUUUACUUGUUGCAAUGCAACCUUUCUGUGAACAGUCUUAUUGAAACCAUUUUUUUAAAAAAACAAAGAAAAACAAAUAAUUUUCAACUUAGCUAAAUUAAAUAUAGACUGCACUAGAUUCAAUAAGCAUUGGGGAAUCCCAAUAAUAUAGAAUAUUUUAGGUCUUGUAGUAUUGUUAGUAUAAAUAUUUUUGAUAUUAUGACUGCAAUUCUGUAACCUAUUUUUUAUGUAAGGUUAAUGUUAUAUGUUUAUUUUUCUUUA
Hydractinia symbiolongicarpus is the source of this 981-nucleotide messenger RNA. Its product is annotated as gamma-secretase subunit PEN-2-like. Gene Ontology annotation, cellular component: gamma-secretase complex. The coding region runs from base 239 to 544 and encodes 101 amino acids. The transcript has a single exon. The record is from RefSeq and is a predicted model, not a curated record. NCBI's taxonomy places the organism in Eukaryota, Metazoa, Cnidaria, Hydrozoa, Anthoathecata, Hydractiniidae.